This is a messenger RNA of Stegastes partitus (bicolor damselfish), 4451 nucleotides long. It is a transcript of the gene igf1, whose product is annotated as insulin-like growth factor 1. Lineage: Eukaryota; Metazoa; Chordata; Actinopteri; Pomacentridae. Gene Ontology annotation, biological process: insulin-like growth factor receptor signaling pathway; positive regulation of cell population proliferation; positive regulation of phosphatidylinositol 3-kinase/protein kinase B signal transduction. The record is from RefSeq and is a predicted model, not a curated record. Gene Ontology annotation, cellular component: extracellular region. Gene Ontology annotation, molecular function: hormone activity; insulin-like growth factor receptor binding; growth factor activity. The transcript has 5 exons. The coding region runs from base 1 to 558 and encodes 185 amino acids.
AUGUCUAGCGCUCUUUCCUUUCAGUGGCAUUUAUGUGAUGUCUUCAAGAGUGCGAUGUGCUGUAUCUCCUGUAGCCACACCCUCUCACUACUGCUGUGCGUCCUCACCCUGACUCCGACGGCAACAGGGGCGGGCCCUGAGACCCUGUGCGGGGCGGAGCUGGUCGACACGCUGCAGUUUGUCUGUGGAGAGAGAGGCUUUUAUUUCAGUAAACCAGGUUAUGGCCCCAAUGCAAGGCGGUCACGUGGCAUUGUGGACGAGUGCUGCUUCCAAAGCUGUGAGCUGCGGCGCCUGGAGAUGUACUGUGCACCUGCCAAGACUAGCAAGGCAGCUCGCUCUGUGCGUGCACAGCGCCACACAGACAUGCCGAGAGCACCCAAGGUUAGUACCGCAGGGCACAAAGUGGACAAGGGCACAGAGCGUAGGACAGCACAGCAGCCAGACAAGACAAAAAACAAGAAGAGACCUUUACCUGGACAUAGUCAUUCAUCCUUCAAGGAAGUGCAUCAGAAAAACUCAAGUCGAGGCAGCACGGGGGGCAAAAAUUACAGAAUGUAGGGAAGGAGCGAAUGGACAAAUGCCCAGCGACUUGGGAAGAGAGAGGGGAGUGGCCUUACCUGGUACCCCUGUGGAAUGGUUCACUGUAAAACAAAACAAAGAGGAUGCUAGCAAUGGCCCGAAAAGCUCUUCAAAAUGAUUUGACACCUGAGAGCUAAGUGGUGUUUAAGGGUUUGAUGAGGGAUCUUGUGAUUAUUUUAUACACUGCACCAUUCCAUAUCGGGAGGAAUUCUUUGUUAAUGCAAUGUAACAGACUAGUUUAGCUGCUGAGACACGAACAAGAGCUUAUUAUACCUCCAUGUGUGAGCUGCAGCAUCCCCCCUGGCUCCAGGAAAGGUGGGAACGUAUCUGGGCUUCAGCCAAUCAGAGAUCGGCAGGCUGUGGUUGAGAAUGAGUGGUCCGUCCUGUCCCCUGAACUUUUGCGGAGGUAAAUCCUUUUACUCUGAGAGAGUGGAUUCAUUCACUCCUUCGGUAAGACAGGAUGCUUUGUCACCGGUCACAUUUAACAGUUAGUUCCCCAGUUCGAAGCUGAUAUUUUACCUUCAGAAUUUGUUUUCAUUGCACCAUGCAUUACUGUGGAUAUUUUUAACAUGUAAAAUAAAGGUCUGCUUUAAAGACAAAGACCAGGUGGUUCAUCAUCAGACUUUAAACAUUGUUGUAGUUAUUUUACCUUGAGCCCGAGUCAAAUCCCUACUAAGUGGAGUCGCUAGAAGCUUUGAGACCAAUCCAAAUCCCUCCUAAGCCCCAGGAAGUGUUGAGAACCUGAGGACUGAGUCUACAAUCCAAACAUUUCUCUAACAACAGAUCAAGCACCAUUAGAGAGGAUUUUGAAGAAAGGGGGAAGCACAGUAGGUACUAGAAAAACAAGACUGUGGUUUUCAAAAAACAGAACAACAAAUUAACCAGGAGCUAAAUUGAAUUAGAGAUUUUUUUGGCCGGUCGGAGCUUGGUGCUCGUUUGGUUGUCAGAAAUGGGUCAUUUAGCGGAUUCAAAGUGCAUUUGGCGUACGUGAGUGGAACAAGUCAAAUAGCGACAAUCAGGCGAAAUGUUUGUCGUCUGCAUCUUUUUCACAAUACGCAGCCCCGGCCAAAUCCGAUUCUUGUCAACAGUCCAGUUAUGCGGUGAUCAACAUUUCAGCUUAAGUGGAGGCCUGUGUUCAAGGUUAAGCGCAAGUCAUGAAAGUUUAGUUGCAGUGAGUCAGCAAGCGCUUAAAAAAAACAAAAAAAAACCUACCAGGAUCAAAGAAUGAAAUCGUUUUCUUGCUCUCAUGAGGAAAAUGUUCCCAGAACUGUCACUAUCCAAGCGAAAUGACAGAAAGGCCGUAACAAUAGCCUCACAAACGGGGAUGUUUAAUGAUUGAUCUUGGCCUGUGAUAUUUUGUUAGUUUAGGGAGGCCGAGAACUUUGCUACUAUAGUUGUUGCUUGGACUGCGUUAUCUGCCACGCUAUGGCAUCUGUUGCAAAGUCCACCAGAGAAACACGCAGAUUAAACAAUUUGGUAAAUAUUGCCAGCCAAAAUGACAAGUCCUCUGGAGACCUGACACAUACCAGUACACAAAUACACAUACAAAGCACCCACAGUGUAAAUGAGAGUUGUGCAACCGUGAGCGAAGGUCAAGCACACAAAUCACAAGUUUCAUGAAAAGCCAAUUCUGAGAAGUCCUUGCAUGGGGACUGACAGUAACGGCUGUUUGUUCGAGCCUCCAUCAAAUCGCCCAAGACAACUCAUCUCUGGCUUUGUCUCCUCUGCCUGUGUAUAAUCAAACAGUACUCCCAUUAUGUUAACCUAUGCAUUACUAUCAUUCAUUGUACAUGAUGGUUUCAUUUAACAAAACUGUAUUAAGAAUCCUAUCCACUGUAUAAUGGUGCUAUUUUGUAGUUUGUUACUUGCAAGAGAUGGCUAAGACAGACUGAUGGCAGGGCUUACAUUGGAGGUCUUCCCUUUUGCACAGCCUUGUGGCCACCAUUUUAAUAGUGUUUUUAUUUGUAAGCUGUUUCAAUAAGGUAGUAGUGUAAGCGAGUAAAUGUAUCUGUGUGAAAUCUGUGAAUGCAUGGAGAAUUACGACAAAAAAAACAAAAAAAAGGAAAAAGAAUAUAACAUGUUGUGGUCCCAAGAAGGCAAAAUGCUAUUUUUUCUACUGUUUUUAAAUUAUUUUCUCAAUAUAGAUCCCUUAUGCCAAAUAACUUGACAAAAGUACUGUGAACUGUGAUUCUUCCAAUUGUAUUGAGAUUGUUAAAAGUCAUGGUGUGCUUUUGUCUAUCCGGAGGUGUGAGUGUGUGUGUGUGUUAGUGCACCUCACUGGAAGCCAAGGUACUGACUAUUAAAAUAACUUAAAGCGAGACUCCGCAACUUUUGCUAAACAGCGGCUACAUGCAGGGCGUAAAGGACAAUCAUUACGCAUCGAGUACACGCCAUUAUGUUUACCUGCGACAUGCUACAAUUUAGUCUAAGUAGGGAAUUAAGUUUGCACCAGGCAAACCACUCCAAUCAAACCACUCUUUAACAGUGUUUGUGUAAUAACUCUCAUUGCCAGAAGGGGGAGAUAAAAGUUCCGCACUGCAGGUUUAAAAUGUUCUGAAUUAAUGUUGGGAAAGACCACUGCCAUUCUCAUAUCUGUCCGUUAGCCUCCUAGCUUAGCUUAGCUUAGCUUAGCUUAGCUUAGCGUGAAAAUUAUCAAAAGGAGGAAACAGUGAACCUCACUCUGUCCAAACAUAGUCAACCUGUUAGCAUUGCUAGAGCUCUCACAUGAACUCAAAGUGACCCAAAAUGUCUCAUUUCUCCACAACAGCUUUUACAAACUACUUCAACGAGAUGUAUGUGUUAGCAUGUGAGCUUUAGCGGACCUUGUUUUUAACCUUCAGCCUGAGCCAAGCCAGCUGGUUUCCUGAUUCUAGGCUUCAUGCUAAGCUAAGCUAACUGGGACCCCACUGUGGCUUCGUAUUGACAGAUAUGAGAGUGGUGUUUAUCAUCCCACACAUUAGCCUGCGCAAGAUACUGGAAAUAUCAAAUUAGACUGUAAUGACAAAACCCUAGAGUGUAUAGAAACAGUACAAGGGUGCGUUUAUUUGCUCAUGAAUUCAAUUUUUGACGCAAUUUUUUUUUUCUACUCUCAAAAGUUCCAUGGUCUCGCUUUAAGUCAAAGCCAGGAGUUUAAUUUAUUUUGUCCAAAACAUUUGUUAGCAGCUCUCUCAAUCAAAACUUACGUUUGAGAUUUAAUUUAACGGUGUGCUUUUCUCAAUAAUGAGGUGUUAAAAUGGAAAUUUGCUACAUGCUUUAGUGUCUGUUCCUUACAAAUUCUCUCAUCGGUCGACCUGGCGACUGAAAUGAAAAAGAAGCUGGUUGGAGAACGGCUCUGGUCCUCCCAGAUCUUCAGAUAUACAGUACAAACCAAAGACUUUUUGAUGCGAACAAAGCCUCACUCAGCAUUGUUAUGUCAUAAACUAAACCUGUGACCAGUUCAUUAAAUAUCAAUUGAUGCUAUACCUGUCUCAACUGCACUGCAGCUACAAUACGCCCUUCACACACUGUCUCUGGUACCUGAAAUGCAGCUUGUGUAUUAAAAAGUAAAGCGGACCAGACAGAAGUCCUUCGUUGUUUCUGGUGUAUUCGGAGCGUUGAUGCAGAAAGCAACCAACUUCAAACCGUCUGACUAUGAAUCAUUCAAACAUUUCAGUUUGUCAGUUGUUUGAAAUAAUCAAUAAAGCCUAGAAAGUAAGAGUGUGUGACGACUCUAUGAGGUGUUUAAUGAGAAAAUCUGAUGUCCUGAAGCUCACUGUCCAAAAACUGUUUGAUUACAGCGCUGUUAUUUAUGGUGCUCGAUUGCCUUCUGUAGAAAAAAAAAAUACUGACAAACUGUUCACCAUUCCUGCUGAAUAAACCACUUGUCAACAUCA